This is a messenger RNA of Penicillium salamii, 2862 nucleotides long. The record is from the annotation of a GenBank genome assembly. NCBI's taxonomy places the organism in Eukaryota, Fungi, Ascomycota, Eurotiomycetes, Eurotiales, Aspergillaceae.
AUGGUAACUGUCGGACAGCCUGACGUCUGUUUGGAAGUUAUUCUUAAUACCCAUGCCUCGAACCUUCUUUGGAAAUCUUGUCUAUCUUCUUUGAGGUUGAAGUUGAGAAAGAGGAUAAUCAUGCGGGGCUUUACUUCUUGGGCUGCUGUGGCAGCUACUGUGAAUGUUGUAUCAGGUCACGCCGUGCCUCUUCACUCGAUUCGUGCAUCUGCGCUGGCAUCGAAGGCGUUGCACGCAUCACACGGCCUGCCCUCGGCGGUCGAUGAAGCUCCUUCCGAAGAGGACUUCCCAUUUGACUGGGAUCUUGCGUCCUCGUUGGCAGGUCUCACUGGCCCACCACCCACCGCUACAGUCCACGAAUAUGCGACAGGUUUACCCCAGUCGUUCACAAAAGAUUCUCCUGAUUUGGGAUCAUGGACGACGCCGAGCUUGGACUGGUCAUCAGAGCUUGAGCCCACAAGGACGCCAGCUAGCCAUAGCUCUACCAUUAAUGCUCGGCCAACACCAAAACCAUCGAGCUCGUCAACCGAAAACAGUCAAGACUCAAUGGGUGACAGUGAAAAAUCCCCACUGCCAAGUUCUUCGGCGAUACUGAAUGAGAGCCACUCGCCUGCCACAAAAACGUGUGCCAAACCAGCAAGCAGAUCAGAUGGUCCCUAUUGGUUCGAUCAACAAGACCACAAUCAGCAUGGUGCUGGCUUUGCACCCUACGCGAAGACAGGUCAAUAUCCUGUUUACCGCAACGCAAUGGAUUACUCGGUGGUCAACGACGGUACUGGAGACCAGACGACGAGGCUGCAACAGGCGAUCGAUGACGAUGGUGCUGGCGGUUCUCGUAAGGGGCAAGGUGUAGCACGUUACCCGGCCCAGGUUUAUCUGCCAGGUGGUGUAUACCAGCUCGGGAGCACCCUCGAUCUGACAGUUGGAACCAUUAUUGUCGGUGACCCGUUGAACCCACCCGUCCUCAAGGCUGCGAAGGGAUUCAAUGGUGAUUACCUCGUGAUGGGAUACGACUCACACGCGGGUCAGCCGGAAACAUCCUUCGCCAUUGUGAUGAAGAACAUCAUUCUUGACACCACGGCUUUAGACCCAAGCCGCAAGAUCGGUGCACUCCAGUGGGGUGUCGCCCAAGGGUCGGGACUGACAAACUUGAGAAUCCGCAUGCCUACUGAUUCCGUCGGACACGUUGGUAUCGACAUCAAGGCUGGCUCGACCAUCGCGGUCACGGACGUGGACAUCACUGGUGGUGCUAUUGGAAUUAGAAACUCGAACCAACAGGUCAACUUCAAGAACGUCUCGUUCAAAUCUUGUGGCACUGGUUUCAAUGCUGCAGGCGGUUGGACAGUUCUCCUCCAGCAUGCCACCUUCGAAGGCUGUGGAACCGGUAUUGAUAUGACCAGUAACGCCCUCGGUAGCAUGGUACUAUUGGACUCUAUUGCUGUCAACACAGGGCCUGUCGUUCGAUUCCAUGAUUCGUCAAAGGAUCAAGGUAGCCAGAACAGUCAGUUUCUUAUCCAGAAUCUGCAGCAUGACACCGCCAAUGCCAUCGCCGUUGAUACCGAUGGCAAGGUGGUACUUGCUGCCACCCCACACGUCAACACAUGGGUUUGGGGAACUGUUGUGCCCGAGAGAUACGAGACUGGUGCAAGCUGGGAUACUAAGCGCCCGGAGCCUUUGCUUGUCGAUGAUAAGUAUUUCAUCAAGGCACAGCCCACGUACCAGGACUUCACCAAAGAAGACAUUGUUAAUGUCAAGCUGGUGUCUGCCCACAAAGUCAAUGGAGACGGUCAGACCGAUGAUACUGAGAGUCUGAACGCCAUCCUCGCCGCGAACGCCGAUUCUUGCAAAGUGACCUACAUCCCCCACGGUGUCUAUCGGGUCUCAGACACUAUCUUUGUGCCUGUUGGAACGCGCAUUGUCGGAGAGGCUUGGUCUGUUAUCUCAGGAUACGGCUCCAAGUUCAAGAACUCUGACCAGCCAAGACCAGUUGUUCAACUUGGUAAGCCAGGUGAUGUGGGUCUGAUUGAGAUUCAGGAUAUGCGUUUCUCAGUUGGUGAGAUCCUUCCCGGGGCCAAGAUUAUCGAGAUCAAUGCUGCUGGCAGUCAGCCUGGCGACGUCGGUAUGUGGAAUACGAUGGCGCUGGUUGGUGGUACCGCGGACACCAGUAUCGCGACUACCUGUACUUCGCAAGAUCCCAAGAACUGCAUGGCAGCCUUCAUGGUCAUGCAUCUUACCGAGAGCUCCUCUGCAUACAUUGAGAACUUCUGGGGAUGGACGGCAGAUCACAACCUGGAUAGCCAGUCCCUCCUCACCAUCAUCUCCACUGGACGUGGUAUUCUCGUCGAAGCCACCAAGGGCACAUGGUUGACCGGUACUGGUUCCGAGCAUCACUGGCUGUACAACUACAACUUCCACAAUGCUCAGAAUGUAUUCGCAGGUCUGCUCCAAACAGAGUCCCCCUAUAUGCAGGGUAAGGGUGAGUACCAGGCCGCCCCAGCGCCCUGGACCGCCCUCGCUCAAUACGGCGACCCUGAUUUCUCGUGGUGUGGAGCCGACGACCAGAAGUGUCGUAGUGCCCUUGCUACCAACAUCGACGGUGGAUCCAACCUCGCCCUUUACAACUCCGCCGCUUGGGCCUUCUUCGACGGGUCUUGGAACGGCCUGUACAAUGAGCCCUGUGAAGGGGAGUGUCAGUCCAACAUGAUGCGGGUGACAAAUGACCCGGUCAACCUUGUGUGGUACUCUAUUAGUACCCGGAAAACGGACGUCAUGGUACUAGAUGGGAAGACCAACCCCCGCGAGGCGAACCACCAAGGCGGGUGGGAAGGUAUCAUCCAGGUUUAUGGAGAGUUCACGGCUUGA